CACAAUCGAGUGAUCUACGGCUUGUUCCUUUUACAGUAACAGCUUCUGAUCCAUUCUACUUUGCAAGCAAUUCCAUUGCUCUCUACGAAUCAAAAUAAGAUAGUUUCUGCAGUUAGUGCAUGUCUUUUGUUCCCAACCCGACGCAGACUAAUGCGUCUUCUACCCCCAACAACAAUGGUACUAGUACCAGCGCCAACCAGGUAGUUGCCGUUGCCGCUGGGGCACCCGCCCCAGAGGUCUCCGACCAUGAUCUCAUCUUCAAGAUCCGUACUUUCGAUGUCUUUUGGGUUGACAAGACGGCGCUCAUGUACAAGGAUGGUAUUGCCAAGACGUUCGACAAGGAUACGCGCAAGGCAUUUAUUACCAUCAAGCAGCGUUCUUCCAUUCCUAUCAUUCUCCGCGAUAUGGCGCCACCGGAGGGUUCCAUCUUUGACCCUGCCAAAAAGUGGGAUGAGGAAAAGUAUCGCCGUCUCCGUGCGACCCAGGAAGCGGCGGAAGAGGAAGCUGCCGCUGCGGCGGCCGAAAAGGACAAGAAGAAAAAGAAGGGCGGCGAGAAGAAAAAGUCGACCGCUGAUUCCAUCAAAGAAAAGAACGCGGUGGAGAAGCUCAAGAAAGACCACGAACGCGAUUUGCAAAAGCUCUCCAACCUCGGUACCCUACGGGCUCUCCAAGAUACAUCGUGCGAAACAACCAACGGAAAGAUUCGCCGGAUGAUGAAAAUGCUUCACAUCGCCGUCUCCGACCUCCGUAAAGGUGAAGUUCAUUCGAGCGAGGCCGAAGUUCUCGACAUUCUCUGGGCAUUGGAAGAAAUGUCAUCCUUUCAGGCGGCGAUGAACGAGAUCUCGGACGAAAAGUUUGCCAAGAAGGAAGCGAAAGAAUCCGACAAGUCAGACAAAAAGUCUUCUACAAAAAAAGAGAUUAAGAAGGACAAAAAACCGACAAAGAAGGAUCCUAAAACCGAAAAGACGGACAAGAAAGUCGAGAAGGUUGUUCUUAGUACCGAUGCACAGACAUUGAAGAAUCUACUGAAGGAAGGCUACAAGGACUCGCUAAAAUACGCCCGUGGCCUCCUGAACGGGAAAGAAAGCUUGAUUUCCUUUCAGUUGAUGGAAAUGCCGGAUCGUCUUCCCCCUUUGUCUCGGUACAACCGUCAAUUCAAACUUGAAGAUUGGCAAUGUGAUAUUCUCCAGGCCAUUGAUGAUCGCCAGUCUGCCGUUGUUUGUGCGCCAACAUCAUCCGGAAAGACUUUGCUGAGCACGUAUACAUGUAAGAACGCCAAAGGUACAGUCCUUUUUGUUCUUCCCAGUGAAGUCCUGGUGUGGCAAGUUGCUUCCACGUAUUAUCAGUUCUUCAAAGGAAAUGUCACGGUAUGCACGGAUCAGAUAACCUUCCAAGAAGUCACCGGUGAUGCACAGGUGUAUAUUGGAACUCCCAAAGCUUUAGAACGAAGCAUCAGCAAAGUUCGAGGUGUUGCUGGAGAGGAAAUGACAAAAGGUGAACGAGAGUUCAUGGUAUUGGAUGGUGGCUAUCAUCAAUUUGAUUAUUUAGUUCUUGACGAGGUCCAUACCUUGAAUGGGCCUGAAGGUGAUGCUCUUCAGCGCAUCAUUAAGGCUUGUAACUGCCCGGUGCUAGCCUUGAGUGCCACUAUUGGAAAUGCGAAUCAGCUUCGAAACUGGUUUAGUACCGUUCGCAACGAUCAUAUCGACGCUUUGGCUGUUGAUGUUCCCGAAAAGCCCGAAGAAGUCAUUCUAAAGGAGCACUUCGCCCGCUUCAUAAACUUACAGCGCUAUGUUAUUGCCGAAGCCGAAGGGAAAGAUGGGAAACUUAAGCAAAAGCUUGUCAAGCUGCAUCCGGUUGCGGCCAUGACUCCUGAUCGUCUCAAGAAUCAGCCCGAAUUGAUUGGCGGUCUUUCCAUGACUCCGUCUGAUCUCAUGGAUUUAUGGAAGCGCAUGCGGGCGAUCUUCCCCUCCACUGUCCUCGAAGAUCUUGACGACCCGGACAAAUUCUUUGCUCAAUACGUUGAUGAAAGCAAACGUGUCACGUUGAAUCAGACAAAGGAAUACGAGACUCGUCUAAAGACACGCCUUGCGGUGCUGGCUGAAUCCCAUCCCGAACUCUUUGAACGCCUCCGUAAGGCUCAGCUCCCCCCACCAUUGACUGCGAAGGAGGAUGUUAGUGACACUUUGUACGGUAUUCUCGAACAGCUGAAACAGAGCGAAUUGCUUCCUGCUGUUGCUUUUCAACUGAAUACGUAUGGAGCAUUUAACAUGUUCAAGACUCUCUUACAUCGCUUAGAGAGUGAGCAGGUAGCAGAAUUUCCGAGCUAUCGCAGGGACUUGAUUGAACGAGCUAAGAAAAAUGCGCAGAUGCGAAAAGUUGCUGCUGGAAAGGCCAGCCGCGAAAACGCAGCCGAGGCAGAGGAAGAAGCGAAACAAGGGUUUGUGGAUGAGUCGCUUCUCCAAGAGGAUACAACGAAACCACACGACAAAUACGUUCUAGCUGCUGCAGGAAAACGUCUCGGUUACAACGAGGUCGAAGAUAUCAUUGCCGACAUGAAGAAAUCUGGCGAACGCGUCGAUAUCAACCACGCUUUGAUUCGCGGUCUUCGUCGUGGAAUUGCCAUCUAUACAAACGAAGUUGGAUUCUCAUGCUAUCGCCGCCAAGUGCAGAUGCUUGCUCAAAAGGGCCGGUUAGCGGUUGUAUUCUCUGACGAUGCCCUCGCUUACGGUGUAAACAUGCCGUUUCGGACUUGCAUUUUCUGUGGUGAUAUGGGGGACGCUCUUACGCCUCUUAUUGCGCAGCAGAUGCAAGGUCGAGCUGGUCGACGUGGCUUGGACGUGCAGGGUAAUAUCUUAUACCUCGGAAUGGACUGGCCAUACAUUGAAAACCUGAUGCUGGGACAGAUCAGUCAAGUUACCGGUAAGGAACCUCGUUAUCCUUUGAUUGUUCUCCAGCAAGCUCUCGCGGCUUCCAACGAUCCUGAUGAUACAAAGCACUUCAUCCAUGACGACGGAGUAUCUCCUUUUGCCAAUGCAGUACGUCGCAUUCAGAGGAGCCAGCAUUGUUUCCCGACGGUGACGGAAGAGCAGAUGGAUUGGAUGUGUAAGACGAGCCUCGAAGACUUCUGCAAAGGGGCUGAGACAGAUCACUAUCGCGAUAUGUCGACGACUGUCGUGAAAGGGCUUGGAUAUGUGCACGAUGACCUUACGUUGGCAAUGGAUCACAACGUACUUUGCAUGGUUUGGGAGCUUCACGAAUAUUUGCCUGAGGCUGUACAUCUGUGUGCCGUACUCGAACAAAUGUACAUUCGUUUCUGUUACAACAAGACGAAAAGCUACAAGGAAAGUGACUCGACCCAGAAUGAAUUUUUGUCUGUUCUUCUUCAUGUCGUGGACCGUGUUCCAGCGAAAGAAGGGGAAGAAUCCCUCCAGCAGAUCCUACGUGUUUCACAAUCUGAUGAUGGUAAAGCGCUGAAUGAAGAAGCCCGAGCAAUGUGGCUUGAAACUGAGAAGAUCCUAUGUGAGCAACAGGCUUUGAUAGACAGUCUGAAUGUUGAUGAAAGUGAGAAAAACAAGCUUGGCCUCAUCAUUCCUGCAGCAAAUGAAGUAGACAAUGCUGGUGUUCCUUUGGAUAAAGGCGUCUACGAAAUGCUCGUUCUGAAGCAGAAGGGUUUCUCUGAAGAACAAAGUACAUCGCGCAGAAACGAAUUGAAGAAUCGUAUUGUGCGUCUGGGUCAAAUUUGCCAGAUUACUCACAACUCUAUUCAGCAACCACACGGAAAAUAUGACGCUCUUGAGGUGCACUUUCGUCGUAUGUUUUCUAACAUCAAGUACAGCGUUGCGGAUAUGAUGAAUCAAAUCUCGAACCAGGAAGAUUUGACGGAAGUCUAAUCGGAAAGCUUGCUUCCCUAGUAGAUAGCAUUAGUGACCCUAUUGACUGCAAAUGUAUAUAAUAUUCUCUUUAGUACUUGC
Messenger RNA from Phaeodactylum tricornutum CCAP 1055/1, 3971 nucleotides. RefSeq lists its product with no specific name. The coding region runs from base 120 to 3890 and encodes 1256 amino acids. The record is from RefSeq and is a predicted model, not a curated record. Gene Ontology annotation, cellular component: cytoplasm. Gene Ontology annotation, molecular function: nucleic acid binding; ATP binding. The transcript is spliced from 2 exons. Lineage: Eukaryota; Bacillariophyta; Bacillariophyceae; Surirellales; Neidiaceae.